This is a messenger RNA of Clupea harengus (Atlantic herring), 1232 nucleotides long. It is a transcript of the gene rtraf, whose product is annotated as RNA transcription, translation and transport factor. Lineage: Eukaryota; Metazoa; Chordata; Actinopteri; Clupeiformes; Clupeidae. The record is from RefSeq and is a predicted model, not a curated record.
CGUCAUAUAUAUGCGACAAACUUUUCGGCUAUUGCCAGACCUGCCUAAAAGGCGACAGUGAGAUUGGUAUAUGCAACUGCUAGACAACUAAUACUACUAUUAGUCAUACAUUCACAAGGAUAUAUCUGUGUUAAAAUGUUUAAAAGGAAGCUUACUGCCCUGGAUUACCACAACCCCUCUGCCUUUGACUGCAAAGAUGAAACGGAGUUCAGGAAUUUCAUUGUGUGGCUUGAGGAUCAAAAGGUAAGGCACUACAAGAUUGAAGACCGGGGUAAUCUGCGCAACAUCCCCAGCUCUGAGUGGCCUAAAUACUUUGAAAAGUAUCUUGAAGAUGUAACUUGUCCAUUUAGUGUCCAAGAGAGACCGGAGGCUAUAGACUGGUUGCUUGGCCUUGCUGUUCGUCUGGAGUACGGUGAUAAUGUGGAAAAGUAUAGGAACUGCCCCCCUCUGGAAGCAGCCAACAACACCCAGAAGCCCACAGAUCCUCUCGUCAACCUGGACAUCUCUCUAGUUAGCAACCCUGACUUCAAGGCUGGUGUCACUGCCCUGUCCAAUCUCCUUCAGAUCCAGCGUCAUGAUGACUAUUUAGUGAUGCUGAAGGCUAUAAGAAUUCUUAUUCAAGAUCGACUGACUCCAGAGUGUAUCGCAAAAGCAAACCAGUCAAAAGAGGGCUUGCCAGUUGCACUGGAUAAGCAUAUCCUAGGCUUUGAUACAGGAGACGCCGCUCUGAACGAGGCGGCUCAGAUCCUGCGCUUGCUGCACAUCGAGGAGCUGCGAGAGCUACAGACGAAGAUCAACGAGGCGAUCGUGGCGGUGCAGGCUAUCAUCGCAGACCCCAAAACAGACCACCGCCUGGGGAAGGUUGGCAGAUGACCAGCCACCUGCGUCCAGAUCUUUCUCUCCUCAACACCCCCCCCCCCCCCCCCCAGCCAACAAGCUCAAAAGAAGAGUUUUGGAGACUACAGACAGUCCCCCACCCCCCAAAGAGAAUGCAAAGCGAUCGAGGACCAUGCACUUGUUUUUUUCUUUUUCAACCCACACUGCAUCAAAAGACUGUUUCUGGAGUGUUUUUUCUGUUUGAAAGUGCUGACCAAUGGUCUCAAGUAGGAUUAACUCAGCCUCCCACCCACCCCUUACUUUUGAUGUUCAUUUGGCCUUAUUCUUCUCCUUAAACGCUGUGAAUGACAAUUACAUGCUGAAACCGCUCAUAUGAAAUAUCUGAGAAAAAUGCA